Molecule: messenger RNA, 4184 nt
Organism: Xiphophorus maculatus (southern platyfish)
Lineage: Eukaryota; Metazoa; Chordata; Actinopteri; Cyprinodontiformes; Poeciliidae
Gene: morc2
Product: MORC family CW-type zinc finger 2
Exons: 29
Coding region: 236-3382 (1048 amino acids)
Cellular component (GO): nucleus
Molecular function (GO): zinc ion binding
Source: RefSeq, a predicted model, not a curated record
GGGAUUUGUAUAUUGUCAGGGCGCUACGGGGAAUCAACUAUCGCCGUCGAAGAAACUGGAUUUUACGCGGCCUGUGGGAUUGGUUUAUGCCAAGGAGACCAAGACGCCUCCCACGUGGUCCACCCGAGUUACCUUCACCUGCAGGGAGUCUUUUACAAUGGAAGCUCUCGACUAGAGCUCGUUUGGUCAGGAAGAAGGCAAACAGGAAGGAAGUAGACCAUAACUUUGAGGGGCCAUGGCCUACUCCAGCUACAGCAACCUGAGCAGAGCUCAGCUUACCUUUGAGUACCUGCAUACAAACUCAACAACCCAUGAGUUUUUAUUUGGAGCCUUGGCUGAGCUUGUGGACAAUUCAAGAGACGCCAAUGCAACUAGAAUAGACAUCUACACCGAAAAACGACCAGAGCUCCGUGGUGGUUUUAUGCUUUUUUUUCUAGAUGAUGGCAUUGGAAUGGACCCAAUUGAGGCAACCCACGUGAUUCAGUUUGGAAAGUCAAACAAGCGCUCCCCAGAGUCCACUCAGAUCGGCCAGUAUGGAAAUGGAUUGAAAUCGGGCUCAAUGCGAAUUGGGAAAGACUUCAUCUUGUUCACAAAAAAGGAUAAUACAUUGACGUGUCUCUUCCUGUCGAGGACUUUCCAUGAAGAAGAAGGGCUUGAUGAGGUGAUUGUGCCACUCCCCUCCUGGGACCUGAAAACCAAGGAGCCCCUGACCUCUGACCCUGAGAAGUAUGCAAUAGAAACCGAGCUCAUCUUCAAAUACUCUCCUUUUAAAAAUGAACACCAACUCAUGGAGCAGUUCAACAAAAUAGAAAGCAGCAGUGGCACUCUUGUGGUCGUCUACAACCUAAAGCUGAUGGACAAUGGAGAACCAGAACUGGAUGUAGAGUCAGAUCACCAGGACAUCCUCAUGGCUGGGACACCUGCUGAAGGAGUGAAACCAGAACGGAGAUCAUUCAGAGCGUACACUGCUGUUCUGUACAUCGACCCACGCAUGAGGAUUUUUAUCCAGGGACAUAAAGUCAGAACCAAGAGACUCUCCUGCUGUCUCUAUAAACCAAGGGUUUAUAAAUACUCAUCAACUCGUUUCAAAACACGUGCUGAACAAGAAGUGAAGAAAGCAGAUCAUCUUGCAAAAAUCGCUGAAGAGAAAGCGAGAGAGGCGGAGAGUAAGAGCGUUGCCAUGGAGGCCAGAUUAGGAAAUGAUCUGUCAAAAGAAUCGAGGGCAAUUCUGAGAAAAGUUCAGGAUUCUGCCAUGAUGCUACGAAGGGACGCUGACAUUCGAAAGAGAAAUCUAGAAGCCAAACAGAAAGCAUUAAAGGAACCCAAGGACUUGAAUUUUAUUUUUGGGGUAAAUAUUGGGCAGCGGGAGCUGGACGGGAUGUUCGUGUACAAUUGUUCUCGUCUCAUCAAGAUGUAUGAGAAGACGGGUCCUCAGCUCGAGGGAGGCAUGGCAUGUGGAGGCGUAGUGGGAGUUGUUGAUGUCCCUUAUUUGGUGCUUGAGCCGACCCACAACAAGCAGGACUUUGCAGAUGCUAAAGAGUAUCGACACUUACUGAAAGCCAUGGGAGAGCAUCUAGCCCAGUACUGGAAGGACACCAACAUUGCCCAAAAAGGCAUUGUGAAGUUCUGGGAUGAGUUUGGAUAUCUGUCUGCCAGCUGGUCUGCACCUCCAUCCACAGAGCUGAGAUACAAGAGACGCCGUGCCAUGGAGAUACCCAUUACUAUUCAGUGUGAUAAGUGUUUGAAGUGGAGAACGCUGCCUUUCCAGAUGGACGCAGUGGACAAACGCUACCCUGACAGCUGGGUUUGUCUCAUGAAUCCUGACAGCACCCAGGACAGAUGUGACGCUCCAGAACAGAAGCAGAAUUUUCCUGUUGGUGUUUUAAAGAAGGACAAGCAAACAGCUGAAGACAAACAGAAAGAGCUAGCAGAGAAAAUCAAACAGCAGCAGGAGAAACUAGAAGCCUUACAGAAAACCAGCACAAUUAAAUCUGCAGCAGACAUCAAAAAGCUCCCACUUGAAGUCAGCAUGAAGCCAACAGAGACUUCGGGUCAGGCAACAAGGUCUUCUGAAAGGACUACGUCACGUCCACGCUCCCCGCCUCUCCCAGCUCACCUGAAGAGUGCUCCGAGCAUCCCUCUGUCACGCACAGCUUCUCAGCGUCCCACCCGAGCGUCUGCGACUCCUCCCACUCCACUUAAACCAGAACUGUCCAGGACCAGAGCUGCAGCAAAGAUUCCUCCGUCUGAAACAAAGGCUACACCCAAAGCUUCUGCAAAAACACCUCCACCCAGUCGCAGCUCUCGGUCCUUGACCAAAGCGUCACCCAUCAAACCAGCUGCUGCUGGACAACGCAAGAGGAUAAUUGAGCAGGAGGAGAGUGAGGAUGAGGAAGACGAUGAUGAUGAUGAAGAAGAGGAGGAAGAAGACAGUGAGGAGGACAUGGAAGAAGAACCACAAUCGAAGAAAUCCAAGAUGGCUACCGCUGCCAGUAACCGUGGUAAAGUGGUGGAGAAGGCCCUGCCUCCAAAACGAGGGAAGUUGGAUGAGGAUAAAACACACUCUCAUGCUGAGAAGAAAGGAUUGUCCACUCCUGCACGGCAGCAGCCACCUACACCAGCCUCUAAAGCUGUUCCCACACAACAGCAAGGGGCUAAAGAGAAGGUUCCUGAGAAAACGCAGCAGAAGGAGCCAGAGAAUGACACUAAAAAUGCUCAGAAAGACAAAGGUCUUCUGGUUGAAGUGCGCGUCAAUAAGGAGUGGUUUACCGGUAAAGUCAUCGCUGUGGAGGCAAAUAAACAGAGCGUUCGCUGGAAAGUCAAAUUUGACUACGUACCACGAGCGACACCCAAAGACCGAUGGGUCUUCAAAGGCAGCGAUGAAGUACGGUUGAUGCGGCCACCGUCUCCUAACUCCCAGACUCCUGACACCCAGCAGGAGACGGAGAAAGGUUCUGCCCCCAUGGAGCCCGACACGACUCAGCCUGGAACCAGUCGAGAGGUGACAGACAGCCUGGUGGCCAUGUUGAGGACGAUGUUGCGUUACUUCUUCCCUCCUGCUUUCCGGAUUCCCAAGGAUGAUGUUAACAGCAUGACAGCUGAGGAGCUGAUGGCCUUUCCUCUGAAAGAGUAUUUCCAGCAGUACGAGUCGGGGCUCCAGUCGUUGUGUAACUCGUAUCAGAGCAGAGCUGACGCCAGAGCCAAAGCUGUGGAGGAAAAGAACAACAACACUGAGGUCAAACUGAAGGAAGCAGAUGAAAAACUACAAAAACUACGAACUAACAUUGUAGCCCUUCUACAGAAAGUUCAAGAGGAUAUUGACAUAAACACGGAUGAUGAACUUGAUGCAUACAUAGAGGACCUCCUAACCAAAGGCGACUAAAGAAGACUGAAUGGAUAAACGCAGCAGAAGCUGAUAAAGACUGAGUGUUCACCUCAACUGUUGCUUACUGACAGCUCCCAAGGACCACUGCUUCUGUCCAGUGAUCCAUGAAUAUUUGGGGAUGUUUAGUUUUUUCGAUCUCUCCACAUCUUAAAUCCUAAGUUUGAUUUGUUUCUGUAUUGUUGGUUAGCCCUGUGGUUUUCCUUUUAGCCCUUUUUUUUAUAUAUCUCCUUAUAGACCAUGUCUAUCUGUUUAAAACAUGUUAUAUCCAUUUAACGUAAUUUGUGUAGGUUAAUGGAAGCUCCUUUUUAUAUGUGCAGCUUGUGAUAAGCUACACUUGUUCUUUAUUUGAUCCUCCCACCAGGUGGAUAUUACACACCAUAAGUGGCAGCGCAGCAAGUCAAAAAACACACUUGUCUAUACAGUAACUUUUAUUUUUGUACACUAAGAGAAGCAUCAGUGUUGCCCGUUAUUUGUUCAUCCCGGUUAGUGAACCAAGUGUGACAUGCCACAUUCACCAAUGAGAACUACAAGCUUGGUUUUAUCAGUAUAAACGUUCCUUCAAAGCCUCUACAUUUAUGCUUUGAUUGUUCUUUGCUUAUUUUUGAAAGAAAAGCUAAAUGUAUGUUUAUCAUUUAGUGACUGUGUUCUUCAUUUUUGAAAAGAUUUUUAGCAAGUCAUGGAAAUGUUUUAUUGAAUGGUGCAUGCUUUUCAGUCUUGUUCUAAUUGAAACAAGUGUUGUGUAUUUUUGACAAACUUUACUUACAACAAUAAAACCGGUUCAGGAUCCAUUACACUUUUA